Ciona intestinalis (vase tunicate) is the source of this 4191-nucleotide messenger RNA. Lineage: Eukaryota; Metazoa; Chordata; Ascidiacea; Phlebobranchia; Cionidae. The record is from RefSeq and is a predicted model, not a curated record.
ACAAAGUAAAAACGAGCGACUUUAGAUUCUGGCGGUGUUUUUACAAUUUGCGUAAAAUUUGCGAUGAAUCGUUCUUGCUAUUUUAUUUGUUUAUAGUCGAUCUUUAGUAAAUAUUGCAACAUGAGCUUCAUGUAUCAAACCAUGCUGUCCCGAGCUCCUGGAAAAAGGAAGAUAAAGCUCCAGGAGGAGAACAUCCUGAGAUUGAUGCAGGAAGACGAUCCUGAUGAGGAAGAGGACAUGGAUUUUGAGGUGGCCCAUGAUCACGCAGAACGAAAUGGAUCAGGGAGUGAGUCUGGGACCAGUGACAGUGCAGAGGAUAGCAAUUCCUCAUCAAAUGAAGAAUCUGAAAGUGGGAAUGAAAAUGAACCAUCUACCUCAAAGAAACUGCCAAAACGUACACAGUAUAAUGAUAAUGGCAUUCCAAGUUCGUUCAAGGACCAUGGCAGUGUACCUACAAUCAAAUCUACCAAUGAGAUGAUAAAUUCAAAGUAUUAUAAUGUACCUCACCCUAUAGUGGAUGUAUUAAAAAAAGCAGAGAAGCAAUUGAAAGUAUCCACCUCUUAUGUAAAACGGAAUGUUGAUCUAUCUCAAGUAAGGACGUGCUGUAUUUGUUUAAAGCACAAUGAAUCUGCACACUUGCUCACCUGCCACAAGUGCUUCAUAACUGUUCAUAAAGAAUGUUGCAGAACUAGAAAAUUGAAGUCAAUGAAAAAGUCUUGGUUCUGUGAUGUUUGUAUCAGUGCUCAACCGCAGAGUUGUGAGUUGUGUCCAUCCAAAGAAGGAUGUUUGAAAGAAACAAACACAGGACAGUGGUGUCAUGUUGUGUGUGCGAGGUACAUUUUAAAGAGCAAUAUUUUUUCAUCAAAUUCUAAAUCAAAUGUAAUCGAUUUUUCGAAUCUGAACUACAAGUUAUAUGGAAGUAAAGAAUGUUAUUUAUGCGAAGAUAGACUUGUUUCUAAAACAGGUAUCUGUGUUAAAUGUGAUGCUGGUUUAUGUAAAGUAUAUUUUCAUGUGACUUGUGCACAGAAGCAUGGAUUGUUGUCAGAGAAUGAGACAGGCAUGAACAGUGCCACGGAUCCCUACUUUGUGUACUGUCCGCACCAUGUUAACAAAGAAGAUGUGGAAACGUCACAAAAAGUUUCCCUGGCUUGUUUUGCUGCUGUUAAAUAUGCGUGUAAACGAAAAAAGUUAAACUCAAACCGUAAGAUCCGUCUCAAUAAAUGCACACAGCGUUACAUCUUUUCAUUAAAUGAGCGUCCCAAAUUACCCCUCAAACCUGGUCCCCCACCAACCAGGCUAUUAUCCACAAAUGCAGAAGCACUGUUGCAACUAAACAAGAAAGCAGAGUUAAUUUACAACAUUGAUGUUAGGAGCCCCGCCACUUAUUUCCCCUCCCCAUCAAAAGUACGUCGAAGACACCGUGUUGCCCCGAACCUCACAGGAGAGUUUGUGUCGCAUUAUGCUGAUCGUGAGCUCAGGAUAUCUGAGGCAAAGGAAAGAAUUAACGAAGAACUGGAAAAAAAUCAGCUGCUUAUGACAGAACAGUCAAAAUUGCGACAGCAAUAUGAAGAGGUACAUAACACAUUAUUUGAGGAGCGAAGAAAACAACGGGAUUUAAAAACAUCGUCACGACAUCUUUGUUCAUUGAUAUUAUCACUUAAGGAAUGGGCGAAUCUAAAUCAUAACAACCUAAGUGACAAAAAACAUACAAAUGCUAAACGAGCUCGCUUGUCCCUUCAUCCACUUGUUCAUGUUGUCCAAGAUACAGAAGAAGAAACAUCGGAAUCACCAAACCAACCACUGGAUGUUGAGUUAAAUGGAUCCGACUCCGAAGAUUACAACAGAAACAUGACAUCUCAUCUCCUUAAAUCUUGUAAUAUUUGCAAGUCUGAUAACAAACAACAUCUAAUGGUUGAAUGUGAUGUUUGCAACCAAUGGUCCCACCUUGGCUGUCUUGAUCCACCUCUUACACAGAUGCCAAGAAAGACUAAGUUUGCCUUGUGGCAAUGUUCGGAGUGCGCUCCUUCCAAUGAUGUUGCAACAUCCAGUGAAUCUGAUGAUGAUCAGCAUGGGAGUUUGAUCACAGAGGAGGGAAGAAGAUUAACGCGGAGGAUUCAUCGACCUCCCGAAAAGUUGUCAACCACGUUGCUUAAUGAUCAACAACUGUUUGAACAAAGGAGAAUGAUGAAUUACAUCCAGAGAAGUUUCAAGACAGGCAGUUUAAAGAAGAGAAAAUUAUCAAGAGAUCGUCUGCGAAUGCUAAAGAAGAAAUAUAUGUCUUCUAGCAAUAAUCAUAAAGUCAAAACCACAUCCUCCAGCGAACACACCUCAUCGAAUUCAAUCGCGUUAAAGAGUUCAAGUCUAAAGAAAGAAGUCGCCUCUCUACCACCUGUUACUGUCACCAUAGGCCAAAAAACAUUGGAAGAUACAAAACCCAUUGUUACAUCACAACCUGUGUUUGUGAACAAUAAACACAUUAGCCCGCAAGUGCAAAUUAAACCACUGGAGAAAAUGACCUUACCCUUACCUAUAAGUCAUGUUGUGUUCAAGAAAACUGAAAAAACCUCACUUAAGAAUGAACCAGAUAGUGUUGUACCUGCAGAUGACAAAAAUGAAUCCGUUUCAAUUACAGAACUUCAAACUAAUGUUAUUAAAGUUCUAAACGAUGUUUCGAAAACUUUAACUUGCCAUACAUGGAAGCCUGCAGGUGUAACAACACAAGCCAAUAGCCGACCACGCAAGCCAACUAUAAUCAGAACUAAAUCUUGGAAACCCAAUAUUUUAAUGAAGUCGAAAAUAACACCACUGUCAACUCUUAAGACAAAAAAUCCGCGGUUUAUUGUCUCUCCAAUAAAGAUGUUAACAAACUUGAACGGUUUGAUGACAAAAUGCACGGUGGUGCGCGCCGGCAGUAUUACAGAGAAACUGCAGAAGAUUGUAAAUGAUUUAAAAGCUGAUGCAGAAAGAACUUCCCCAUUACAUGGUAGCAACAUUCUAAUGAAGAAACCCGUGGUACCAAUCAAACAACUGCCAGAGUCGAAACCUAAAGUUACACUUGCUGAAAACAACAGCUGUUUUUCCAGCUCUAUUCAAUCCAAACAACCUGUUGAAGUUAUAUCAAAGUUGUGCAAAGUUUGUAAGAACAAGAACGAACCGUUAAAGAUGAUGCAGUGUUUCAAAUGCAAUUACCACUACCAUAUAUGGUGUUGUGACCCACCAAGAACAUGUGUACCAAAACCAAGCAAGUUUUCUUAUUGGGUUUGUUCCAACUGCACACCAAAUGGAUCCGAUGAAGAGAAUCCUCAGGGAGGAUUGGAGGUUGCUCCUGAUGGAAGGAAGAGGAUCACAAGAUGCAGGAAACCUCCGGAAAAGUUUGUUAACACUAUUCAUAUGGCUAAUGCAAUGCACAACGCCCGAAUACGAAAGACAAGAUGUAUGGCAAGCAGAAGGAAACGGAAGAAAUCUAAACCUGAGAUCCCUCAGCAAUGUAACACUACCACACAACCACCUUAUAUUCACAAGCUUCCACCCCUGUCCAUACCUGCAGUGGAUACACCAAGCAUGGACAGAUGUGAAAACACCACACCUACCACAACUGCAUCAAGUACAGUCACAAGUAGUUUGGAAUCAAGUUCAACAACGACUUAUAUAAUCAAACAGCCUGCCAUGCCAGCAAUUGCACCUAUAGAUCCUAUCACAACUCAAUUGAUUGUGAGAAAAGAAGUAAAACUGGCUGAAAUGAAACCACCAAUAAAACCAGAGACUUCUACCAGCCCAACAAAUGAAAAAAACUUCAUUAAAGUGACGCUAAGCACGACGAGACCUUCAACAAGUAUCUUGCUGCCCAUAGCUUCACAUAAAAAGACAGUCAGCUUACCAAAGAUCACCUUUAAACCAUCACCCAUUCAGACUGUAUUGAUUAAUAAUCCCAAUGGUUCAAACCCAAAAUGUGGACCAUUGGUCACAACAUUACCUCAAUCUACUGUACAGACUAGCCCUCACAAUUUACCUACAUCUAACAGUGGCAAUGCUGGAGGUGUUUAAAAAAAUAAGGAACUUUUUGGUUUUAGUCCAUUAAGAUUUAAACAUUUAGUUUGGCUACCAUUUUAUUAUUGCUGUUUCUCUUGAACACAUCUUAUGUUUGCACCCCUUUUUCUAAGCCAUGGUACUAAUUUCAAUAAAACAUCAAAC